AUGGUGGGCACCUCUACAUGCUGGCCUUCCCAGCUGUCAAUGGCAGCAACAUGGGAUGAGGACGCGCUUCUGAUCUUCGGUAUGGCGCUGGGCAAGGAGUUUGCCCUCAAGGGUGCCUCAGCAAGCCUGGGGUUGAACGCUCAGGGACAGCUGCUUGGGGGGGGGGGCCAGGAGAGGUACCUUUCAGGGGAGGACCCCCACCUGGGAUCCAAGCUUGGCGCUGCUCAGGUCCGCGGCGUGCAGUCGCAGGGAGUUAUCGCGGUGGUGAAGCACUUUGCCAUGAACGAGCAGGAGACGAACAGAAACACAGAGUCGUCCAACGUUGACGAGAAGACGGCUUGGGAGCUGUAUUUCCCACCUUUCCAGGUGCUUCCAGAUCUGCCCUGGCUGCGUAGCUUGUGGGGGCAGGAGUGCCCUCAAACUCCCCUGACCUCCGCCUGGCGAGACCAUACAGCAUACAGCAUACAGCGAGCCUUGGCCACCGGCUGCCAUGCUUGCCAGGCGGCCGUCGAUGCGGGAGCUGCUGCCUUCAUGCAAGGACCUCAAGACAGGACGAUUGAUUUUCGCCGUGCGGUGUCGAGCGGCCACAUUGCAGUGGUCGAUGGAGUGUAUGCCUGUUCGAAUCGAGACUUGCUGCGGGUUGUGGGCUGGCCGUGGUUGAACUCUGAAGAGGAUGCAUUGAAGGAGCGGAUGGGCUUCCGAGGCUUCGUCCAGUCAGAUUGGUGGGCCGUCCGUGAGAUGUCGCUCGAACGUGGGCUCGACCAGGAGAUGCCAGGCUCGCAGGACCUGUACAGCCUUGAGGCGCUGCGACGCCAGCCCCCGGAGCUUGUGGAUGAUGCCGUGCGCAGGAUCCUUGCCGCCAUGUACAGGCCGGACCUGACCCCGUCAUGGUACGUAGCAAUACCUGGCCCUGGGGCAACUGAGCCGAGGUACCUGCAAGCCAAUGUCACCUCUCCGACACAUCGAGCUCUGUCCCGUGAGUUGGCCACGCAGUCAAUUGCCCGUGCUCUUGCAAAAUGUCUGGACCUCGAAAUGCUGAAGUCGGUAGAUGUGGUGUCAUCGUGCUUGCUUGUCGAGACAAGAUUUGGCUUCUUCUCCUGUCUGAUGUGCCUGCAUCGCCGAAUCAUCGGAUCGGACGUUGACGGAAGACUCGCUGAGAAGUCCAGUGAUAUGCAGCUCGUGAGUGGAAGUUUUUCAUCUGUGCUGCAGCCGCGGCCCGGCAUUGGUCCCGGCAUCGUGGCGCUUUUCCAAAUUCCCAAAGUCCGCGAAACCGGACGGGGUGAGCAGAAGCUGAACAGAUUUGGAAUGAACAGGGUCGUUCAGAAGGGCCAUGUGAAAGAUGCAACAAGGCCAUUGGCGAUUACUACUCGGGAGGUGGAAGCCGCGACCUCGUCUCAUGCCACAAAGUGGGGUGGACCAGAGCCUUUGAACCUUCGAGGUGGCCACACAGUCGCCAGCAACGUCAGGCCGCUCAAGUACGGAGGUUGUCUCGUCGUGUUGGACUCUCCUAGUCCUCGAGAGAAAUCUGGCAGCACGAAGCUUCGCAACAACAUGCAAGAACCGUCUGGUCCAUUUGCCAAAUCUGCACUGGCCCGGGCACGAGGCGAGCGCGGCAAGAAGGCAUCACGGUGCCCGAUCUGCCCGAUGCCCAAAGCUUGGAGCUCCUCACAUCCCUUUGACAAGGCCGACGUCACCAUCGUUGUCGCGGCAACAACCAGUGGGGAGAGCAUGGAUCGGCAGAACCUCACCCUGGAUGGAGGAGCCGACGACUUCAUCGCGGCUGUGUCGGCAGCGGCGAAGCAAGCAGUCGUCAUGCCCUGGAGAAAGUCCGUCCAUGCCAUCCUCAUCCUUUUCCUCGGUGGCGAGGCAGUCUAUGGCGCUCUCCAGAUUUCCCAGUUUGGCGACGAGGCAUUGGACAUGAGCAAGAGCUUGCUACGUACAUCUGCGGCCCCAGCUGGCCGGCUCCCGAUCAUGCUGCCGGAGACAGAGGCCGACUCCAUUCCGUUCGCGCCAGGCCAGGAGUUGUGGGCAGCCCUGGACUUGCGAAGGCAUUGCAAUGGCAUGGCUUCUUGCUGCCGGCAAAGGCAAGUGGACUACACCGAAGGCCUGCGGACAAGCUACAGGAACCCAGACUUCAAAGCGGCGUUUCCUUUCGGCCAUGGUCUGACGUACACGACCUUCGAGCCGCUCGGCUCUUUGUGCGGUACGGAGAUCCCGUUCUUAGCAAUUGCAGUUUGGAGGCGCAUUGGAUGUGAGCUAAGGGGGCCACACUCGGCCGCCGAAGACCACUCACUGGACGUGCCACUGCAGUUUAAAGGGAGCUUAGACGGCAGUUGGCAGUUGAAGGCGUUUGUGUGCCUACGCCUGGUGGUUCACAACACGGGCCCCCGAGCAGGGCGGACGGUGGUCCAGUGCUACUUGGAGAUGCCAGCGGAGGCGUCCUUGGCCUUCUUUCGGAGAACCGGGAUGAUCCCGGCAGGCAGCUCCGAGUCGGUGUUGCUGCACUUCAAGGCUCGAGAAGUGUCUUUCUAUGAUCCCGUGUUUCAGCGAUGGCUUGGGCCUCGGAAGCUGUGUGAAGAGUUCGUCGGGUACCGAGCGCACCAACUUCUCCAGCUCCAUGUGCACAUGUCUGACUUUACCUCAAAGAAAGAAGCAGCCGCUGCCAGCCACUCUGCCUACUGGUGGCUCAUCGCGGUGCUGGUGGCCGUGGCUGUCAUCGUCCCUUUCAUUUUCUAUGACGGGCCAUGUGGGCUGGGCUCCAUGUUCUGCAUCGGUGUGAUCAGAGAUUCGGCAGCUUCCGGUCACCUGUGUCAAGCUAGAUCAAGCAAGCAACUCCGUGGCGGAAAGCCACUUGUACUGACUCCAGCACUCUCCAGCGUCACGCCACCAUCACUUAUGUGUCACGUAUGUCCACAAAUUCCCAUGCACGUGUGCCUUUUCAUGCUCGGUUGGGACUCAGCGGUUCACUUCUUCAGCAUGGGGCAGAUGGACAUGAUGCACAUGAGGCUCGGAUCCGGGAUUUGCAGUAUGGAAGAAGCCUCCCAGCCAUGGCUGGCCAAGCGCUCCAUUGCAGGUAGCCGAAGUCCUGGCUCCCCAGACUCUGAGGCGAAAUGCCUGAGACCCAGGGUGGUCCAGUUGGAUGUUUCUUUGUCAGUGCACAUGUGCAUUGAAGCCGCGCAUGCUGGACAGGUCACGAGCGUCGUUGUGGGUGGUACUUUUGGUAAAGACGUGCCGGAGCACACCGAAAACAUGGAAACGGAGGAGACUUUGGAGGUAAUCACUGAAGACAGUGUGAGCAGUGUGAGCGUGACCGAGGCCGAGCUCAACAGUGCGAUCCGGAAGUACCAGCAAGUGCAUGAGGAUGAGUUCGAAGAGUUGCACCUGCCGAGCGCCGUGGCGGAAGAGAUCCGCAAGUGUUGGCAGGACUUCCUUAGCAAGUUCGCCUCUGCCGAACAAGCUGGCCUAGCCAUCUACGAUGCCAUCUUCGAAGAUGCGCCGAGCAUGCGACCGAUGUUCAAGACCCCCAGGGCGAUCUUCGCUCUGACCUUCACCAACACUUUGAGCAACAUCUUCUCGGUGAGUAAAAAUCCAUCUGCUCUGAAGUCUGCGGUGGAGACGCUCGGAUUUCAGCACCUGGAUCGUGAAGUGACCCAGGCACGACUGGUGGUUUUUGGAGGGGCCAUCUUGAGCAGCAUGGAGGCAGAGCUUGGCUGGGAAUUCACCCCAGAGGCUCGCGUAGGGAUCGUUGCGAUGCUCAACUACAUCGGCGGUGCCAUUGUGUACUGCCGGCGAGAGCUGGGCGGGCGCAUCAAGACCAUCCAGCGCAGCUGGAAAAUCGCCAACCAUGCCGACAUGCCUUCGGAACCACUUCCAGAAAACGCCGAGCCAGAGCAAGGUGAGGGAACGGGUACGGAGGACGCAGCAGCCUCCCCUAGUGGCCGUAGCGAGAAGCUAGUAGACAAAAAGGCCCAGGCCCAAAACAAGUCGGAGGAGGAUGACGGCCAAAACGCUUUGGUUGUGGACGUUGUUGUCACCCGCGGCGAUGUGAAGGUGCCCACCACAUUCAACGAGAUGUUUCUCUUCAACGCAGCCGUGAUGGGCUUCGCCGACAGUAAGUGGAUGCACAUCGUCCUCCCACGUUUCGGUGCCAUGGCGACGAACGUGGCCAACACCACUCGGCUCCAAGAGGAGUGUGAGGUGCUCUCUAUGCUCAUCUCCAAGUACAAGGGUCAGAUCCUCCUUCCGCAGUUCAAGGCCGUGAUGUUGGCUUCCUUGAGGUCAAUGGUCCCCCAGGAUUGGGAUAUGGACCACGAGGUCGCGUGGAACUGGUUUUGGGAAAACAUGGAGAAGAUGCUCAAGAAGUUGAUGGGCGUGCCUCAGAACUACUGCAAAGUGCUUCAUAAGUUUCUGAGCGGCCUGGACGAGGCCAGCAUCACUCGUACCCGGCAAGCAGUCUUUGCACGUUUCUUUGAGCUAACGCCAAGCGCCGAGAGCUUCAUGAAGCAAUCGUCCACCAGGAUGUACUACAUUGCGGACAGGAUCAUGGAGAUGACAAUGGAGAUCCACGAGAACACUCGGCAGGUGGUCGACGACAUCUCAGGUCUUGGCUUGCGCCAUGUGGGAUACGGCGUGCCAACAGAGUACUUUCCACCCAUGGUUCAAGCGUACUGCGAUGCGAUCGAGGAUCUUUGUCAUGACGAGUCGGUGUCCGAAGCCUUCCAGUGGUCACUCUCGCUGAUCACCAAGAUUCUGACCCGCGUCAUCCUCGAAGGCUCGACGGUCGUGAUGAAGGCCAUCAACACCAAUCAGGAGUCUGCCGUUCGGCAAGCUGUGUCAGUUGCUCCACGUGGCAAGCGAGCUAUGGAGGUGUUGAGCAUCUCUGUGGGUACCCAGACGAUCUCGCCUUUGUACUGGGCCAUCGACAGCGGCAGCCUAAACUGCGCAAAGGCCAUCAUCGAAGACUUGCUGACCAUCCGGGCCGACCGUGACGUGUACUACUACGGCUGUGAGGCUUUGUUCACCCGCCAUCCUGAGAUUGUGCAGAAGAUGUGUGCGAGCGCCCCGAGUCUGUUGAUGCCUCUCUUCGACGGUCUGGUUUGGCGCUCGCGGCUCAUCAGUAACGGCAGUCGCCGCGUGAACCUCUACAUCAAACAUUUGGUGCAGGAUAGCAAGGGCGCAUUCAGCCCUACACUCCAAUGGCUGGUGCACUACAAAGACCCCAAAAUCAUGAGCCAUCUCGCUGUCUCCUUUACCACGGACCUCAUUUGGAGUGGAUUCGCCGCUUACCAGUUCCUCUGGGGAAGAUUUUACUUUCUCCUCACGCUUUGUCUUUUCUUCGUCAGCCAGUCCUUAAUGAAGGAGCGAAAGGAUGCCGAUGAAGUGUUCGAGGUGAAUGUGGCUCGUUUUGCAUUCCGUGUCUGGCUGUACCUUGCAAGCUUCUGUGGCUUGUCAUACGGCUUGAUCAAGGACUUCGGCUCUGACAUCCGGAAUGGCCAGGUGAUCAAGAUCUGCAGCGUUCCCAUCCCAAAAUCCCUCACCAAUCCCCAGCAAGUCGGUCGGGUGAGCUUGGUCUGGGUGUUGAUCUUCAUGUUUGCCAUCGAGCCCAUCCUGUGGUGUGCUUCCAGGACGGACAGCCAGAAUAAGUACAUGAUCUUUACCACGCAUUGUGGAGUGGAGGAGGAACUCCGGAUCUAUUCGAUCUUCUCUGCCAUUGGCAUGGUGCUGUUCUGGCUGCUAACGACCGACUUCACAGUUUUCUCCAAGCGGCUGUCGGCACACUUGCUGGUUUGCCGGUGGGUCGUUGUCGAGGUGUGCCUCUACUUGCUUGUACUGGUGUUCCUCAUUCUGACCUUCUCAACGGCAUUGAGUGCCUUCCAGCACAACUUGGAGGAGUUUGAUGGCAUCAUGACCUGGAUCAGCGCGUUGCUCCGGAUGUCGGUCAGGAUGUUCCCAGCCACCGACUUCAAGGCGACCAAGGACGACUUUCCGGUGUUCGUGUGCCUGACCAUCUUUGUUGCGCUGGCCACUGUCUUCCUGAUGAACCUCCUGGUCGCCCAGCUCACAGAGUCUUAUCGCACCAUGUUUGCCGACAUGACCGGGUUUGCUAGACUGAAUCGGGCCGGCGUGGUAGUGUCCGUCCUGGCAGAAGCUCGGCAAGCUCGAUUUGCGAAGUUCCUCCGUGCACUGAACUUCGAAGAGCGCCUGGAAUUCAACGAAGGCGACUCCGGCCCAUCCGGGGGCAUCCAGAUUCAUGAGCCGGCGAAUGAUCACACGGUGACCGAGGACUCCAUUCUCCGAUACGGCGGCCCCACGGCACCAUCAGUUCCGUGGCCGGAAGACCGCAAGGUGGAGGCGAGCAUGGAGGAGAAGAUGCAGCACGUCGAGAACAGGCUGCUGAGCAUGGAGAAGCUGCUCAUCAAGAUGGCACACAAGAGUAACAUCCAUGUCCCGCACAAACCAGAAAGUGCGAGAUCCAGCUCAAAGGCAUCGUCUCAAUCGGACAAGAGCAUCAAGAGCCAAUGA
Molecule: messenger RNA, 6522 nt
Organism: Symbiodinium natans
Lineage: Eukaryota; Dinophyceae; Suessiales; Symbiodiniaceae
Source: the annotation of a GenBank genome assembly